This is a messenger RNA of Plasmodium relictum, 2868 nucleotides long. Its product is annotated as AAA family ATPase, putative. The record is from RefSeq and is a predicted model, not a curated record. The transcript has a single exon. NCBI's taxonomy places the organism in Eukaryota, Apicomplexa, Aconoidasida, Haemosporida, Plasmodiidae. Gene Ontology annotation, molecular function: ATP binding; ATP-dependent peptidase activity; ATP hydrolysis activity. The coding region runs from base 1 to 2868 and encodes 955 amino acids. Gene Ontology annotation, biological process: proteolysis. Gene Ontology annotation, cellular component: chloroplast thylakoid.
AUGAAGGCAAAAAAUGAUAGAAAAACAAACGUUGAAGAAGUUAUGAGUAAUUAUUUAAUUACUCUUAGUAAUAUAUAUAAAGAUAAAAAUAUUAAUAUAGUAAAUGUGAAUGAAAACAAUGAAAAAACAAUUUGGAAACCAAAUAAUUUUAGAAUGGAAUUAUUAAAGAAAGAUGUAUUUCCAACAAAAAAAGAUAAUAGUAAUGAUUUAUUAGAUUUAGAAAAAAGUUUACAUAUUUAUUAUGAAGAAAUAAUGAAUUGUAUUUUCACAAAUAAAGAAAAAGAAAUUUAUAUGCAUAUUAAAAGGAUCAUAAAAAAUGAAAAAAAUUAUUGCGAUUUUGAAUCCAAUGAAUAUCUCUAUUGCUAUUUAUUUAUUUUAGCAAUAAAAAAAAUGUUUCAUGAUUUAGUUUUAGAGAAAAAAACAGAGCAUUUGAAAAUAUAUAAAAAUAAAAAUACAUUAGAAGAAAAUGAAAUGGUUUAUUAUGAAAUAGAUAAAAAUAUUAAUAAUAACAAUAAUAAUGAUUUAAUUAAAGAAAAUAUAAUAGAUUAUUAUAAGAUAGAUGAAAAUAAUAGUAAUAAUACAAUAAAAGAAAAUGCAGAGAAAGAAUAUGAAAUAGAUAAAAAUAACAUAGAUUUAUAUAAUGCAGAUAUUAACAAUGUUGAUAAGAACAAUGCAAAUAGUAAUGAAAAAUUUAUAAGAAAAAAAGAUAAAAAUACAGUAGAAGAUAAUUACGACAAUUUCAAUAAAAAUUAUUUUGCAUUAUUAUUUGAUAAAUUAAAGAAUAAUAAGUCUUAUUGGUUAAUACCUCUUAGCGUUGUUUCUAGUAUUUAUAUAUAUUAUAAAAUGAGGACUAAAGUUUCUUCUCUGUUUUAUAAUUAUUAUAUGAACAUAUCAAAAUAUUUAUCCAAUCUGUUUAUAUGCAAUACUGAAAAAGUGAUAUUCAAAGGAUAUAGUCAUUUUUUUAAUAAUAUAAAUAAGCAUAAUAUAAAAACAAUAGUGUUUAAUCCAGUUAAUAAUACAUUUAGUUACUUAUUGAAUAAUAAAAUUUCAAAAAACACUAACAUAAUUAGCCAUAAUGGAAUAAACAGUAAUGGAGAAAAUAAUAAUGUAUAUGCAAUAUAUUAUAAUGACUAUAUAAUGAAAUAUUUAUUGAAAAACAAAUGUUAUGAAAAUAUAGAAAUUACAUUAGAUGAAAAAGUAUUAAAAUUGCCAUUUCUUGAGACAGUUAAAAAAAAUUUAUUUGAUUUAGUAACAUAUACUUUCUCUAUCUUAACAUUCUAUUAUAUUUAUGAAAAAAAUAUUUCGGCCUCAAAAAUAGAUUAUUCAUUCGAAAAAAAAGAAAAAAUAGAAUCACUUAAUGAAAUAAUAUUAAAUAAUGAAACAAAAAAAGAAAUUAAAACAAUUUUAUUUUUUUUGCUAUAUCCAAAAAUUUUUGAUGAUUCUGUCAUGUAUAAUACAAUCUUAUUUUCAGGAGAAACGGGAACUGGAAAAAGUUUACUUGCUAAAACAAUUGCAAAAGAAUUAAAUUUUGAUUUUUUACAUUUAUCUGGUUCAAGCUUUAUAGAAUUAUAUAUAGGAAAUGGUGCCUCUAAAAUAAGAAGCUUAUUUAAAAAAGCAAAAAAAAAAAAGAAAUGCAUUGUUAUAUUUGUCGAUGAAAUAGAUAGUGUUGGUUUAAGUAGAAGUAUGAAUGACAUAUGCAAUCAAAAUCAGGAAUAUACUCAAACUCUAAAUCAGUUAUUAAUAGAAAUAGAUUCAUUACACGAGUAUAACAAUUUACAAUUAUUAUAUGAAAAUAGCAAAAAAAAUAACAUUUUUAAUACUUUAAAAAAUUUAUUUUUAGAAAAAUCAAAUAAUGAAAACGAAAAUUUAAAUGAAAAAGAUGCUUAUGAGAUAUUUCAGUAUUAUUUAAAUAACAAUUUAAGUUUACUAGAAGUAGAAGAAAUAUUUAAUUUAAAGAAAUACCGAAGAGAAAGUUUUAUUUUAUUUAUUGGUGCAACUAAUAGAUACAAAAUGUUAGAUUCUGCUUUAGUUAGAUCAAAAAGAUUUGAUAAGAUUAUAUAUUUUCAUCUUCCUAAUUUUAAUACACGUAAAAAAUUAUUUGAGUUUUAUAUAGAAAAAUAUACGAAGAAGAAAAAUAAUAAAAUAUAUAAUAAUAGUAAUAAUAAUAAUAAUAAUAAAAGUAAUAUAAAUAAUAGCAUAAAUAAUUAUGAUCUAUUUAAAUACAGAAUAAAUAAUAAUUUUAGUUCUAUUCAUUUUAGUAACAAUCAAAAAUAUAAAAAUUUAUUUAAACUAACUAAUCAAAAAGAAGACUACUUAGAUAAUAUUGAUAUAUUUACUUUAUCAUUAUUAACAUUCAUGUUCAAUUGUGCCGAUAUAGAUCAAUUAAUCUAUUCUUCGAGAUUAAAUAUUUUAACAAAGCAUGAUUUUAAUAAAAUAUAUAAUAUUAAUAAUAUAGUUAUGGAAAAUCUAAACACUUUAUUACAUAAAAAAUUUUCUUAUGACAAUCAUCUAGAAAAAAUAUUAUAUCAAACUGAUUAUGAUGAUUUAUCUUCAUCCUCUUCAAAAUUAUUUAAUUGUUCUGAUAUUAAUUAUGAUAAUUAUCUAAGUAAGUUUAUAAAUUAUUGUAAUAAUGCAUUAGAAAAAAAAAUUAAUGAAGAUAAGGAGCUUACAUUUGAUGAUUUUUUAUUUUUUUUUGAUUUUAAACAUAUGAAAGUAAAAAUAUGGGAUGAUAUAACUAUUUUACAAAAUAAUCUAUACGUUAAUAAUUGUUAUACUAAUCAAAAUAAAGAAUUUCAACUUUGCUUGUUAUGGAAAUCUAUUGAAUCCUUUUUUAUAAAUUUAUAUAUAAAUUAUAAAAAUGUAAAUUAA